AUGACCAUCAAUAUUAUCGAUCUCUAUCGCAGCAAUUGGGCGUCUGUUACUCAACAACAUGAUGUAGACUGGAAGAAGAAAUGGAAAAACUUAAAAGACUCCUAUGUGAAGUAUUUAAAAUCAGAACACUCGAAAAAUUCCACUAGAAAUUCGAAUAAAUCCUUAAGGCGAUACAGAACUUGGCCAUGGGCAUCAAAAAUGGAAUUUGUCAGACCAUUUUGCAAAUUUAGCAUACCAUCCGAAUCUAAUGCAACUGAAAAACAAUGGUACGAACUAGCAGAUGGUGUUAAUAGCGAUGAAAGCUUAAAGGGAUUCCCAGAAACUGAAUUAUUGGAAGAUCCUUACGAACAAAAAAUAGACAUUAAGCUCACGACACAUUUCAAAGACCAACAUCUGAAUAUUCACGAUCUAGAUACUCGUAGUCAAGAGAAUGAGGAUGAGUUUAAUACCCAUUCGGCCAUACAACAUAUCAAUAUUGAUAGUUGUAAAUUUGAUGCCAUAGAUGACAGCCCUAAAAAAGCUAAACGAAGGCGAAUGUUAGAAAAAACUUCAUCAACCCACAAUGAUAUUGAAUUGAUAUUAAUGGGUUAUGCUAAAACUAUAAAAACAUUUUCAGCUAAAAGACAGACAAUGGUUAAAUUUAAGUUCUCACAAAUUCUAAUGGAAGCAGAAUUGGAACAACAGGAAGAAGACCAAUCAAAUAUAAAUGGACCCCUAGGACCAAUGGCUAAGAUGCAAUUCCAUAAACAUAAACCAAAUUCGUCAUUGUGUUAUGAAUCUUCCAAUUAGAUUCUACAUUUUUUUUCUUUCAAAAUGGUGUCAUGUUGAAAUACAUAAAUAUUGAAAUAUUAAGUUACCUUUAAGUUUGUUAUGUAUUAAUUGUUUUAUUAGAUUUA
Molecule: messenger RNA, 896 nt
Organism: Eupeodes corollae
Lineage: Eukaryota; Metazoa; Arthropoda; Insecta; Diptera; Syrphidae
Exons: 2
Coding region: 1-789 (262 amino acids)
Source: RefSeq, a predicted model, not a curated record